AAAAAAGUUGACAGUCCAGGUCUUGGAGACAACCGAUUGGACCAAGUGGCGGACGUCCAACAGUUCAUUACGGCCAUCAAGAACGCCAUCGCCAGCAAUCCCAGCGGUUACCAUGCGAUUCUCUUCGUGAUACGGUACAGCGUUCGCUACACCAAGGAAGAGGUCGACACGGUGAAGAAACUCAAGCAGAUUUUGGGCGAUGAUUUUAUUAGAAAUCACUGCAUCCUUGUUCUGACGUGCGGUGACAAUUUUGAAAGUGACCCAGUUAUAGAAGAAGAAAAUUUAACGUUCAACCAAUGGGUCUGUAGACAACAGGAGCCACACUUCAGAGAUUUGGUCGCCGAGUGCGGGUCAAGGGUGCUGCUGUUUGACAACAGGACUAAAGAUGAAGCAAAGAAAAUUCAACAAAUCACAACGCUGAUCCAGACAAUCGACGCAUUAAAUGCCAAUGGCCUGCGGUACACUAACAGGGAGUUCCAAGAAGCUGAACGGGAAAGAGAACGCCUUGUCACGCUUUUGGGGGGAAGGCCAUAUCUCAAAGAAGAACACCUAAAAGAAUUGGGCAUCAUUACAUUUUCGUUGAGUAAAAUACAAAUGGUACCUCAAGACCUAGAUGAUCUCCAGAAGCUCAGACGGCGAGCCACAAAUUUGUAUUCGAAAAUUAAGGAGGAUGACAAAGAUACAGGAGUGCUUAAUUCUACGAUGAGAACUGUUUCCAAUGUCGUGUCCGGCAUAGAUCAACAAAUUGAGAAGUUGAAGCUUUCGAUUGUCCAGGCGGAGAAAGUUGCGGAAGAAAAAAGAAAUCUUGAAGCAAUGCUGACGAAGCUUACAAAAGAAAAGGAAAGGUACAAAAUGCAGCUGAAACCAGAGGUGAAACAUGAGUUGAAACAAAAGGAAGAUGAAAUGGAUAAGGUGAAGAAAAGGCUGAAACAAUUAAAAGUUGCAGAAAAGGCGCAUUCACCUCCUAAGAAACAAGCAGCACCGGUGGUAGAAGAAAAGCCAGAAGAGAAGUUGAAGAGGAAGCAGGAGUUUGAUAACUUAAAGAAAACGGUACACCAAGGCUUAAGGGAAGGACAGGAAAAUCAACAAAGACGGGAGGAAGAGAAACAGAGGCUAGUAAAAGAAAAGGCUGAGAUAAAACGAAAACAAGAGGAAAUUCAACAAAGACGAGAGGCUGAAAGAAAUAAGCUAAUAGCAGAAGAGGCUUGGGUAAAACGAAUAAAAGAAGAAAUUGAAAAACAAGAAAAAGAGAGAUCGAAGGCUAUAUCAGAAGCUAAGAAAACAAUUGAUCGUUUGGAGAAAGAGUACCAGCAACUA
Molecule: messenger RNA, 1317 nt
Organism: Lymnaea stagnalis (great pond snail)
Lineage: Eukaryota; Metazoa; Mollusca; Gastropoda; Lymnaeidae
Source: the annotation of a GenBank genome assembly